AUGGAGGAGAUGAUGAUGAGCAAGAAACAAACUUGGGGAACAAGCUCAAAUGCUUUGGCCGUUCACAGAGACUCGCAAACAAUAUCAAAACCAAAACCCAAAAUCAGAAUCAUCCACAUAUUUGCACCCGAGAUCAUCAAGACCGACGUGGCCAAUUUCCGGGAACUAGUCCAGAGACUCACCGGAAAGCCAUCCGACAACGGUUGUAGCAACAAGAAGAAGAGGGCGCAAGGAGUUUCACGAAGAGCGUCGGAAGCUCAUCAUCAGAGAAGUGCAUUCAUGGCCGAGGCCAAGAAAAUGGAGCUGCUGAGAAGUAACGGAGGCGGUUCCGGGUUCCGGGGUUUCGAGCAGCUUCAGAGAUCGGAGAGAGUGAUCAAGGAAGAAGAGAUGAUGUGGAAUGCAGAGAAGUCAGGUGGGUUUUUGGAGAGGUUUGCAGAUUUGGAAGGGUUUAUCCAAGAGCUUGGUGAAUAUCCUAUGCUGCCCAAUUUGGAGUCUGCUUCUGCUGCUCCAAAUUCUCACUUGCUGCAUGGUUUUGAAGGCACCCAACUUGUUUAG
This is a messenger RNA of Fragaria vesca subsp. vesca, 555 nucleotides long. RefSeq lists its product as uncharacterized. Gene Ontology annotation, cellular component: nucleus. The coding region runs from base 1 to 555 and encodes 184 amino acids. The transcript has a single exon. The record is from RefSeq and is a predicted model, not a curated record. NCBI's taxonomy places the organism in Eukaryota, Viridiplantae, Streptophyta, Magnoliopsida, Rosales, Rosaceae.